AUUUCCUAAUCCAAUUUUUCAUUUUACUCUCUCUCUCUCUCUCUCGCUCGCUUUCUCUCUCUCAGUUUCCGUUUUUCUCAGUAGCUAUCUUCUGCUCAAAAGACGAUCACCGGCGAUAUAUUCUGUAUCUAGAAUCGGAAUGGGGUGUAACGUAAGAGAGAAGCAUAUCCGUGCCAAUCGGAGGAACCGAUCGGCGAAGCCCGACCCGGAGCAGGGCAGCAGCAAUAACAACACAGGCAAUGCUGCAGAAAGGACUCCGUUAUCUAAAUCCAUCAUGGAAUCUGGUAUCAAGCCUUUGAAUUGUUUUAUGGGCAGUCAUGAUUCUGCCCUGAACACAAACCCUAGCCCGACUCCCGGCGGUGGGUUUGAUGGCAAUGGGUGGGGUUACUGUACCGAGGAGCAGCUGGAGGAUCUUGUGAUGAAGAAUUUGGAGUUUCUAUAUAAUGAGGCUAUUCUUAAACUUGUUUCUUUAGGGUAUGAUGAGGAUGUGGCUUUGAAGGCCAUUCUGAAGAAUGGGUUUUGCUAUGGUGGGAUGGAUGUGCUGAAUAAUAUAUUGCAUAAUGCAAUAUCUUAUUUGAAAAGUGGGACGAGCUCUGAAGAGUCUGAGAAUAAUUUCACUGAUUUGAGGCAGAUGCAGGAAUACUCAUUGGCUGGUAUGGUGUGCAUACUGCAGCAGGUUAAGCCACAGUUCAGUAAAGGGGAUGCAAUGUGGUGUUUGCUAAUGAGUGAUCUUAAUGUGGGGCGUGCCAGCGUGAUGGAUAUUCCAGUUCUUCCUCAACCUAAUGGGAAUGGUUCUGCUAGUGUAUCAGUUACUGGUAAUAGUAAUGUGGAGGGUGUUGGGAAUGGUCCUGUUGGCAUACCCCCUGCUAUAUGUAGAUUUCAUGGUGGUUGGGGUUUUGGAAAUGAGGGUCCCAAUGAUUUUAAUAGGUUUUUCUCAUACUCUGAGACACCUUUGCAGAGAGAGGUUGAAUGCCCAAAGAGGUUUAAUCUUAGUCCUUCAAUGAAGUCAUUGUUGAAGAAGAAUGUUGCAACUUUUGCUGCUGGAUUUAGGUCGAACUCUAAAAUACAAAACCAGUCACAAGCAGCCUCAAGCCUUUUGCCUUCUGGGUAUUCCUCAAGCUUGAAUGGAUCAGGUGUUGAAGGUAUUGUAGCAAAGGGUGAGGAAUCCCAGAAUUCAAAAAACCAAGACGUUGUCAACUCUGUAUUAAGUAAAUUUCGUGAUUUAAAUCUUGAUGAGAGUACAGAGCAUGGGCAUCCCCAGAUGGAUCAAAAAGAUGAGAUUAUUGUGAGUUUGAUCCAUCAAAUCAAGGAUCUUGAGAGGCAGGCAAAGGAGCGGAAGGAAUGGGCACAUCAAAAAGCAAUGCAAGCUGCAAGGAAAUUAAGCAAUGACUUAACUGAGCUUAAGAUGCUGAGGAUGGAAAGGGAGGAGACCCAAAGUGUGAAGAAGGGUAAGCAGACCAUUGAAGACAAUACCAUGAAGAAGCUCACAGAAAUGGAGAAUGCUCUCCGUAAAGCAAGUGGUGAAGUGGACCGUGCCAAUUCAGCUGUGAAAAAGCUGGAGACUGAAAAUGCAGAAAUUAGAGCAGAAAUGGAGGCUUGUAAACUGAGUGCAUCAGAAUCUGCAACAACUUUUAUGGAGGUUUCAAAGAGGGAGAAGAAAUGCCUGAAAAAGAUUUCAGCUUGGGAGAAACAGAAAUCUAAACUUCAGGAGGAUAUUGCAUCUGAGAAACAGAAGUGUUCAGACUUGGCAGAACAGCUGGCUCAGGCUGAGGCAGAUCAAAAAAAAGCUGAGGAAAGGUGGAUUAAGGAACAGGCAGCCAAGGAGGUAGCCCUGACCCAGGUUGAGGAAGAACGGAGGUUGAAAGAGGCUGCCGAGGCGGGUAACAAAAGGAAGCAGGAGGCUCUGCGCCUCAAGAUAGAAAUAGACUUCCAGAGGCAAAAAGACGAUCUCCAACGCCUUCAACAAGAUCUUUCAAGGCUGAAAUCAUCCGCGCUGAGUGCUGAACAGCACCAUCAAUCUGUCAGGCUAACCACAGGGAACUCGGAUGGGGUGAAUGCCCAUGGAGACAUCGCGAGGUUGCUCCAUGAAUUAGACCUGGAGAAUUCUGCAGAGAAGGAAGUUGGGUGUGAUCGGGAAUGCAUUCUCUGCUUGAAGGAUGAGGUGUCUGUUGUCUUUCUCCCCUGCGCUCACCAAGUCGUGUGUGCCAACUGCAACGAGAGCUACGGGAAGAAGGGCAGAGCUGCAUGUCCAGCCUGUCGCGUCCCUAUUGAGCAGAGAAUUCGUGUCUUUGGCGCCACCUCCUAGCAUCUUUGCCUGCUUGUUGUUGAUCUGAAGAAAGCAUGGCAUUACAGAAACAAUGACAUUACAGAUAACAAAGUGGUAUUACAUUUCUUAUUUUACUUUUCCUUGCUUCACAUGUCUUCUUCUUAGUAAGAAGACAAAUACAUAUAUUUGACAUUUUACAAGUUUUAGAGUAGCUGUGGCUGCUUUCUAAAUGAGUUUUUUU
Ipomoea nil (Japanese morning glory) is the source of this 2507-nucleotide messenger RNA. Its product is annotated as MND1-interacting protein 1-like. Lineage: Eukaryota; Viridiplantae; Streptophyta; Magnoliopsida; Solanales; Convolvulaceae. The transcript has 3 exons. Bases 140 to 2305 code for a protein of 721 amino acids. The record is from RefSeq and is a predicted model, not a curated record.